AUGCGUGAGGUCAUUAGCAUCAACGUCGGUCAGGCUGGUUGCCAGAUUGCCAACGCCUGCUGGGAGCUCUACUGUCUCGAGCACGGUAUCCAGCCCGAUGGAUACUUGACCGAGGAGCGUAAGCAGGCCGAUCCCGACCAUGGCUUCAGCACCUUCUUCUCCGAGACUGGCCAGGGAAAGUAUGUCCCCCGCGCCAUCUACUGCGAUCUUGAGCCCAACGUCGUCGACGAGGUCCGCACCGGCCCCUACCGCGGCCUCUUCCACCCCGAGCACAUGAUCACCGGCAAGGAGGAUGCCUCUAACAACUACGCUCGUGGCCAUUACACCGUUGGCAAGGAGCUUAUCGAUCAGGUUCUCGACAAGGUCCGCCGCGUUGCCGACAACUGCGUUGGCCUGCAGGGCUUCCUCGUCUUCCACUCCUUCGGUGGUGGUACUGGCUCUGGUUUCGGCGCUCUCCUGAUGGAGCGUCUGUCCGUCGACUACGGAAAGAAGAGCAAGCUCGAGUUCUGUGUCUACCCCGCCCCGCAGACCGCCACCUCUGUCGUCGAGCCUUACAACUCCAUCCUCACCACCCACACCACCCUCGAGCAUUCCGACUGCUCCUUCAUGGUCGACAACGAGGCCAUCUACGACAUUUGCCGUCGUAACCUGGGUCUUGAGCGCCCCAACUACGAGAACCUCAACCGCUUGAUUGCCCAGGUUGUCUCGUCCAUUACCGCUUCCCUCCGUUUCGAUGGCUCCCUGAACGUCGACUUGAACGAGUUCCAGACCAACCUUGUGCCUUACCCUCGCAUUCACUUCCCUUUGGUCGCUUACGCGCCCAUGAUCUCUGCCGCCAAGGCCGCCCACGAGGCCAACUCUGUCCAGGAGAUGACCAUGUCUUGCUUCGAGCCCAACAACCAGAUGGUCAAGUGCGACCCCCGUCACGGCAAGUACAUGGCAACUUGCUUGCUGUACCGUGGAGAUGUCGUCCCCAACGAUGCCCACGCAGCUGUCGCUACUCUCAAGACCAAGCGUACCAUCCAGUUUGUUGAUUGGUGCCCCACUGGUUUCAAGCUUGGUAUCUGCUACCAGGCUCCUCAGAUGGUGCCCAACGGUGACCUCGCCAAGGUCAGCCGCGCUGUCUGCAUGCUCUCCAACACAACUGCGAUUGCGGAGGCCUGGUCCGCCCUGUCGACCAAGUUCGAUCUCAUGUACUCCAAGCGUGCCUUCGUCCACUGGUACGUUGGUGAAGGUAUGGAGGAGGGCGAGUUCUCUGAGGCUCGUGAGGAUCUUGCUGCCCUCGAGCGUGAUUAUGAGGAGGUUGCGGCCGACUCUCUUGAAGGUGAGGAGGGCCUUGAGGCAGAGUAUUAA
This is a messenger RNA of Colletotrichum aenigma, 1353 nucleotides long. RefSeq names its product Tubulin alpha chain (gene TUBA). The coding region runs from base 1 to 1353 and encodes 450 amino acids. The transcript has 7 exons. The record is from RefSeq and is a predicted model, not a curated record. Gene Ontology annotation, biological process: nuclear migration by microtubule mediated pushing forces; nuclear division; microtubule cytoskeleton organization. Gene Ontology annotation, molecular function: GTP binding; structural constituent of cytoskeleton. NCBI's taxonomy places the organism in Eukaryota, Fungi, Ascomycota, Sordariomycetes, Glomerellales, Glomerellaceae. Gene Ontology annotation, cellular component: cytoplasm; microtubule; spindle.